Gastrolobium bilobum is the source of this 2898-nucleotide messenger RNA. RefSeq lists its product as uncharacterized. The coding region runs from base 92 to 2698 and encodes 868 amino acids. The record is from RefSeq and is a predicted model, not a curated record. The transcript has a single exon. Lineage: Eukaryota; Viridiplantae; Streptophyta; Magnoliopsida; Fabales; Fabaceae.
UACUUCAAUUUUCUCUCAAAUCACUCACACCCUUUGAAAGAUCAGUCUCUCAUUCUCACUUUCUCUCUUUUCACUUUCUCUCAUAAACGCCAUGACCAACCCAAUUCCUCAGAUUCCCAACGAAACCCUAAACCCUAACACCACCGAACAUCAACAACAAUGCCAAGAACAAGAAGCUCCACCACCAACCCUACACUCUAAUCCUCAAUCCCCCAAAACCCUAACAGUCCCUGAUUCCGAUCCCGAUUCCGCAUACCCUAACGAAGGCGAAGAUACCCUCAUGGAAGAUCCGAUCGAGAUUCAACACGUCGAUGACCCGGAGCCCGAUGCUACCACUGCCUCCGCCGCUGUUCGCCGUGGGCCGAAGCGGAAGAAAAUGGGGGCGAAGCGAUUCGCGCAGGAGAGGAAGUCACGCGAGAAGCUUCAGGUUCUUGUCGAAACCCUAAAACCCAUUCCCUUUGUACCUGCUAAAGCUCUCGACUUUGAGAGCCAUAAGAGCCUCUUGCAGCGUCUUGGGCUCUGGGAUUUCGUCCACGUGGAGUUUGAUUCCUCCAUUCGUGGCGAUCUCCUCGCACAGCUCAUCGCCAGCUACGUCCCCUCCUCGCGCUGCAGUUAUGUCAAUGGGGUUAGGAUCAAUGUGAACCGUGCUGACCUCGGACGCGCUCUCAAGUUGCCGGUGAAGAAGGUGCCCGCCGUGGUGUUGAUUGGGGAAGCUGGGGAGGAGGAACUGGGUUUGGGGGAAUCUGUUGCUUUCGUUUCAGAAUUGGUGUCGAAUUGGAUGCUAUUGCAUGAUGAUACGUAUAUCAUGCCGAAUGAGGUUUUGGGCUAUUUGAAUUUGAUCAAGGAGGGGCAUUUGGAGAAGGUUGAUUGGGCGGGGUUGAUAUGGAACAUGUUGGAGAAGGAAUUGAAGACCCCCCAGCUGGUGAACUGUUAUUACGCCUCGCAAUUGCAGUGUAUGAUUAAGACGCAGCACAGGGAGUUGCUGGAGGAGGCGCAGAAGGUUGAGGUGGAGGAAGGGGACGAGGUGAAGGAUGAGGGAGAAGAAACUGAGGUGAAGGAUGAGGGAGAAGAAACUGAGGUGAAGGAUGAGGGAGAAGAGGCUGAGGUGAAGGAUGAGGGAGAAGAUGCUGAGGUUAAGGAUGAGGGAGAAGAUGCUGAGGUUAAGGAUGAGGGAGAAGAUGCUGAGGUGAAGCAUGAGGGAGAAGAGGCUGAGGUGAAGGAUGAGGGAGAAGAUGCUGAGGUGAAGCAUGAGGGAGAUGAGGCUGAGGUGAAGGAUGGGGUAGAUGGGGUUGAGUUGAAGAAUGAGGCUGAGGUGAAGGAUGAGGGAGAUGAGGUUGAGAUGAAGGAAGAGGGAGAUGGGGUUGAGGUGAAGGAUGAGGAACUAGAUGAUGAGGAGGAGGAGGAAGAGGAAGAUGAAGAGGGGGUGGGCGACAAGGUGGAUGGGAAUGGUGACGUGAGAAUGGGUGGGGUUGAUGAGAGUAGAGUUCUUGAGUUGGAGGAGCACAACAUUGAAUUGAGUCUGGGGCAAGAUAAUGUUGAGAGAGUUGAGGUGGAAAAGGAUCAUGGAGGGGAACAGAUGAUGGAUUUUGAGCAGACUAAGGAAGAAGAACCUGGGAUGUGGCUUUUGGAUCAGAAGAACAGUGUGGGGGAGCCCUUUUUGAGGGCAUGUCAUUCUAUUGAUGUGAAGGGUAUGGACUGUGGCCAACUGAAAGAGGAUGAGGGAGAAGAAGGGGAAGAACAAGAGGAUGAAGAUGAAGAUGCAGAAGAAGAUGAGCACGAGGGUGGGUUCCAUCUGUCGCCUAAGUGUAUUCCUUUGGAGGGGAUGCCUUCUGGGACUGGGAGUCUCAUUCAAGCAAUGGAAGCAGCGCAGAUGCCUUUUAGUUCUGGGAUUGAUCUUCGCGACAACUCAGUAGGAGAUUUUCUCUCUUCUAGAGAUGAUGCUCAGAUGAUUUCUGGAUCGUCACUUUUUGGUAAUGGUCACAAGAGAGACCAUGGCCUGGAUAAUUCUUUAAAUGGCAGUAACAAGCGGGUAAGAAGUGAAAGCCCAUGGAAUUCUAAGCCAGUCGACUUUGAAAUGUGCAUGGAACAGAUAGAACACUGGAUGGAGAAAGCUAGAAUGAUGUAUGCAGCAAAAGAUCAGGCUUGUGAAGAAUCUAGAAUGAAUCAGCAACUCUUUCUUAAUGAGCUACAGAAGCGAGAUAAUGUGAUUGAGCACUUUCAUAAAGCAAAGAUGGAAGAUGGUCACAAGAGAGAGGUGGAGGUAUAUCGGUUUGAGAAGGAACUUUUUAUGAUGACCAGUCUUGUGGACGGCUACAGAAAGGCCUUGAAAGAAACACAGAAGGCUUUUGCUGAAUACAGAGCACGUUGUCCGCAAGCUGAUGAACCACUUUACAAGGAUGUUCCUGGGUCUGGGGGCCUUGUUCUGAGUGUGAUGGAACUGGAAAAGGAACGUCUGAAGAAGGAAGAAGAAGAAAGGGCAAAGUUGAGAGAAUUUUUGAGUGAUUUUGAAAAGAAGUCCAGAGAUAUUGAAGGUGCUUGGUUUGGUAAACUGGAAGGUCAUCUGAGUAGAGUUGAAUCCCUGGGUAACAGGUUGCUGGCGUUUGAGGACCAAGUAAAACAUUUGAAUGAAGUGAAUGCUAAACGCAAGGUUUCUGGUCCUGCUGAAUGUACUCCAACAAGUGAAGGAAAAACUGCUUAGUAAGGUUUAGUAAUUUCCUUGUCACAUGAUUAAAAUCAGUUAACACUAAGUUCAAGGCAGCAGGUUGUUUAUGAUUAUAAUGUACAGAAUUUUAUUUUGAACCUGAGAUCUUAAAACUAAGUGUUUCAGAUCAAGUCACAAAGUAUGGUAAUUUUUGUUUUUUGUGUUUUGCAUCACUACGCUAUUAUUUAUUCUAAUCU